AUUGAGUCUGUGAAAAUGGAGGGUAACCUUUGCAUUACGAUAUUCGUUGUUGUCUGCCUUGUAUGGCAAGCACAGGCACAAACACAAGGAGUCAACUGCGCGCAAACUGGCGCAGGCCGUUUCGCAGAUCCGGCCGAUACAACAUGCAGAAAUUACACCCUCUGCGUUGCCCUCAACAACGUUACAGGUCAAUUUUUAUCGUAUAAUUAUGUCUGUCCUACAACGUCGCUGUUCAAUCCGCUGACACAUCAGUGUACAACAAAUUACGUUUGCAACGCAAACGCCGUACCACCAAAUACUGCUACUUGCACUGCGGAAGGUUUUAUCGCCAAUCCGAAUUCCGCAGAUUGCACAAGUUUCAUUCAGUGCGUUAUACAAAAUGGGGUUAUGACUCAAUUUCCUCAGACCUGCCCACAAGGCACCUUUUAUAACCCUGCAACUACAUUGUGUGAAGGAAAUUAUGUGUGUCCCGUUAAUUGUGUCAAUGCUGGUAGAUUUCCAGAUCCCACAAGUACGGAUUGUUCAAAUUAUUUCUUGUGUGCAGCAGCAGCUAACGGCGUAUUGACACGGUACUCUUAUACUUGUCCCGGAACAUCAUUGUUUAAUCCAAAUACCGGAAUAUGUUCAUCAACUUAUAUAUGUCCACAGUAAAUGUUGAGAUGGUUUACUUUGCCGAAACUAAAAUAGGUUUGUGAGCAUUAAAAUUGAUUUAUGUUAUUCAAAAAUAAAGCAUUGAGCAUUAA
Molecule: messenger RNA, 743 nt
Organism: Melitaea cinxia (Glanville fritillary)
Lineage: Eukaryota; Metazoa; Arthropoda; Insecta; Lepidoptera; Nymphalidae
Exons: 2
Coding region: 16-651 (211 amino acids)
Cellular component (GO): extracellular region
Molecular function (GO): chitin binding
Source: RefSeq, a predicted model, not a curated record